This is a messenger RNA of Eutrema salsugineum, 795 nucleotides long. Its product is annotated as protein DOG1-like 3. Gene Ontology annotation, molecular function: sequence-specific DNA binding. The transcript has a single exon. Lineage: Eukaryota; Viridiplantae; Streptophyta; Magnoliopsida; Brassicales; Brassicaceae. Gene Ontology annotation, biological process: DNA-templated transcription. The coding region runs from base 1 to 795 and encodes 264 amino acids. The record is from RefSeq and is a predicted model, not a curated record.
AUGGCGACUAGUAAUGGGAUUGAACAACUUCAAAAAGGAUGUUACCAUGAGUGGAUGAGUUUACAAGCUAAACGCAUAGUUGAUCUCAAAGAAGCACUCACGACUAAAGACGAUCGCAAACUCGGAGAGCUCGUUGGUGAAAUCGUCGAUGAAUUCCAAAAGUACACCAAAAAACGAUCAGAGCUCUCGGACCGAUCCUGCUCAAGCUACUUUGCACCGUCUUGGAACUCUUCUCUAGAGAACAGUUUGCUAUGGAUGGGAGGAUGUCGUCCUUCAUCUUUCAUCAGAGUUAUCUACGCCACGUGUGGCUCCCAGGCCGAAACUCAGCUUUCUCAGUAUCUCCUCAAGAUUGAUGAAAACAUCCAUGAAAACCAUGGCGAUGGUUCAUUAAGUGAUCUUACUUCAGUGCAACUCGGACAAAUCAAUGAGUUACAUAUGAAGGUGAUAGAGAAAGAAGAUAAGUUAUCGAAGAAAGCUGCGAAUUUGCAAGAAGAUGUUGCGGAUAUGCCUAUUGCCGUCACGGCUUACGCAACCGAUUUGGUGGAGGCAGGCGUGGCGGUGGAGAAUGUUUUAGACAAGCAUGAAGAGUGUUUGGGGGUUUUGAUGGCGGAAGCUGAUAAGCUGAGGGUCGAGACUCUUAAGAAGAUCGUGGAAGUUAUGACCCCGGUUCAAGCGGCGGAGUUUUUGCUCGCCGGGAAAAGAUUACACGUGUCGUUGCACGAGUGGGGAAGAGUUAGAGAAGAGCGUCGUUUUGGGUGUGCACAUGUGGACCAUGCAGCCGCCGCAAGAAGCUGA